AGUUGCACAUAAGGAAGUGGUGAGCUGUGUGGGAUGGACCACGGCUGACGAGCUCUACUCGUGCAGUGACGACCACCAGGUGAUGAGAUGGAACCCCCUGACGAGCGAGACCGCGCGCGUGGUGAAGCUCCCCGAGGAUCUUUAUCCCAUCGAUCUCCACUGGUUCCCCAGGAGCAUCGGUGGGAAGAAGCAAUCCCACGCUGAGAGCUUUGUCCUGACGAGUUCUGAUGGGAAAUUCCACUUGAUUUCCAAGUUGGGAAGAGUGGAGAAAAGUGUGGAAGCACAUUGUGGGGCUGUGCUUGCAGGAAGGUGGAAUUAUGAAGGAACAGCACUGGUGACAGUUGGUGAAGAUGGCCAAGUGAAAAUCUGGUCGAAAAGUGGAAUGUUGAGAUCCACUUUAGCUCAGCAAGGAAGCCCCGUGUACUCCGUGGCCUGGGGACCCGACUCCGAAAAAGUUCUUUACACCUCAGGGAAGCAGCUGAUUAUUAAACCUCUCCAGCCAAAUGCUAAAGUUUUGCAGUGGAAGGCCCAUGAUGGGCUGAUUUUAAAGACUGACUGGAAUUCAGUGAACGAUCUGAUCCUUUCUGGGGGUGAAGAUUGUAAAUAUAAGGUGUGGGACAGUUACGGACGUCUCCUGUACAGCUCCCAGCUCCAGGAAUAUCCCAUCACUGCCCUGGCCUGGGCCGUGGAUGGGGAAUUGUUUGCCGUGGGCUCCUUCAACACCUUACGGCUCUGUGACAAAACUGGGUGGUCUUAUGCCCUGGAGAAGCCCAACACUGGCAGCAUCUUUAACAUUUGCUGGUCCAUCGAUGGCACCCAGCUGGCUGGAGCCUGCGGGAACGGCCACGUCCUCUUCGCCCACGUCGUGGAACAGCGGUGGGAGUGGAAGAACUUCGAGAUCACCUUGAUCAAGAGGAGAACCAUGAAGGUGCACAAUGUCAUGAACGAUGCCGAGGAUUCCUUGGAAUUCCGGGACAGGGUCAUUAAAGCCUCCUUGGACUAUGGAUAUCUGGUUGUUUCCACUUCCCUUCAGUGUUACGUGUUCUCGACAAAGAACUGGAACACCCCACUGAUCUUUGACCUGAAGGAGGGAACUGUGAGUUUGAUUUUACAAGCAGAAAGGCAUUUUCUUCUUGUAGAUGGUGGAGGACUUUAUUUAUAUUCCUAUGAGGGCAGAUUAAUUUCCUCUCCAAAAUACCCAGGCAUGAGGACAGACAUUUUAAAUGCCCAGACGGUGUCUCUGAGCAAUGACACCCUGGCAGUGAAGGACAAAGCUGAUGAGAAGGUUAUUUACAUAUUUGAAGCUCUAUCUGGAAAACCCCUGGGUGAUGGAAAACCUCUGACCCACAAGACCGAGAUCGUGGAGAUUGCUCUGGACCAGAAAGGCCUGACAAGUGAGAGGAAAAUUGCUUUUAUUGAUAAGAACAGAGAUCUCUACAUCACCUCAGUGAAGAGGUUUGGCAAAGAGCAGAAGAUUGUCAAAAUAGGGACAAUGGUUCAAACCUUGGCUUGGAAUGACGCUUCCAACAUCCUCUGUGGGAUGCAGGACACCCGGUUGACAGUCUGGUACUACCCCAACACGGUCUACGUGGACAAAGAUCUCCUCCCCAAAACCCUCUGUGAGAAAGAUGGAAGCGAAUUCAGCAAAAACCCCCAGAUUGUGAGCUUUGUGGGGAAUCAGAUAACCAUCAGGAGAGCAGAUGGUUCCCUUGUGCACCUGAACAUCUCCCCUUAUCCCGGGAUUCUCCACGACUACGUCCGGGCUUCCCGCUGGGAAGACGCCGUCAGGCUGUGCCGCUUUGUCAAGGAGCAGAGCCUGUGGGCGUGCUUGGCUGCCAUGGCAGUGGCCAACAAAGACAUGGCAACAGCUGAGAUCGCCUAUGCAGCCAUUGGGGAGAUUGACAAAGUGCAGUACAUCAAUUCCAUCCGGGAUCUGCCCUCCAGGGAGUCCAGGAUGGCUCACAUGCUGCUCUUCAGUGGCAACACCCACGAGGCUGAAACUCUGCUGCUUCAGUCAGGCCUGGUUUAUCAAGCUAUUCAGGUCAACAUCAAUCUCUACAACUGGGACAGGGCCCUGGAGCUGGCAGUGAAGCACAAGACACACGUGGACACAGUCCUGGCUUACAGACAGAAGUUCUUGAAGGAUUUUGGGAAAAAAGAAACCAACAAGAGGUUUUUGCAGUAUGCAGAAGGGCUGGAAGUGGACUGGAAUAAAAUCAGAGCCAAAAUACAGAUGGAAAUUGUUAAAGAGAGAGAACGAGCAGCAGCCAGUCCUGCAGGGAGGACCAGUGUGACUGUGCAGCAAUAGCUGACAUUUUGGGCACCUCAACAAGUGCUUCUGGAAUGUUUUGGGCUGGCAUAUUUUGAUAAAUAUUAAAAAAAAAAGCCCCAGGAACAUUUAGUGGGCAGCAGGAGUGAGAAUUUGUGGAGAUCUUAAUGGCUGGGUGCCACACAGGAUGAUUUAUCUGCUCUCACUUUGAGCUGGGUUCAUGUUCUGCUGCCCUGGCUCCAUUUUAGUCCAUAAUAUCUGAGAAAAAAAAGGGAAAUUAACUGUCCCUCUGUUAGUGGCUUUUCAUUUGUCAUUGCCAGUCAAAUGACUUCACCUUGGUUGCCUCUAAUUAAGGACCAAUUUCUCUGUUCAAGCACCUUGUGAAGAGGUUGGGUUAUUCCUGCAGCCUCAGGGACCUCUCCAAAGUCUUGUGUAAAUUGUCCCAAAAGCAAAUUUAGCAAACUGUAAGUGCUGAGAAUGUAAAAAAGAUAUAAAUGCAGGACAUUUCACUCCCAGUUCUGGUAACACCUCUUUCUGUCAGUGCAUGUGGAGCAGCAGGUUCUUUAACAGAGAAUUCCAGGUGAUUUCAGCAGCUCUGCUUUGUCCCUGAGCAAAAUAUUUACCAAUAAAGGGUAUUUUCUGAGGGACUGUAAACUGUUUAAAAUAGUUGGGAGUUGUACUGCACUGGGGGUUGGUUUUGUUAUUCAUCACUGACAUUGUAUAAUAUGUAUUUUUCAAAUGUUACCACCAAAAAUAUCUGUACAUAUGUGUGGGAAAUGUCUUCUGGUUUUGUAAAUCAAUAUGUGACCCUUGUGUGAAUAGUUCAUAAAUUUCAUAAUAAAAACCAAAUAAUAAAUAAAUAAAAAGAAAUAGCAGAAGGCACAGAUGUUUCAUGUAUGGUUUGGUCACAUCAUUGCCCAGAGCAAAAAUAGUGACUCCUCAGCCAUUUAAUAUCUCUGAAAAAUAAAUAAUCCCUUCAACAUUAAAAUAUUUAAGCUUGAUUGAAAGCAGUCUGAGAAGCAGGGAUGAAAUGAUGGAAAUUCCAUUGUGGGGGUGCUGUUGAGAUGGAUCAGUUAUCAAAUAUAAUCCAAAUUUUGCCAUUGCAGGGUGGGAGUUGAGCUCUUACUCUUCAUUUUACAUCGACCACAACCCUCUCUGGUUAUCAGAACAGCAGGUGGAAAAAAAUCUCUUUAAAAAAGAGGUAAAAAGUAAAAGCUCAGGUGAGUGUUUAAAAACCCAUUGCAUAUUUUUAAUAGCUGAGGGGGGAAAAUUUAAAAAUACCUUCUGUUUUCUGGUGUUUAAGACAAUAGGAGUUUGAGAUCUCGGUUUAUCUGUGGGAUUUUAUCCUUUGGGGCUGGAACAGGAGGAAGCUUUGAAUGAAUCAUCUGAGCUGAAAAUUUGAUUUCACACUUCAGGUAGAACCAUUUCCUGCAGAAAAACCCUGGUGGUUGUUGCCUUGGUCGCUUCAGAGCAGUCAAAAAUUAUGAAAAGCCAAUCAUGGAAAAGCUUGAAGCUUUCUAAAAUUUAAUUUGAAGUUUAAAUAUAUAUAUAUUUAAAUAGAUAUAUAAAUAUUAUCUAACCUAGAGAUAAGGGGGAUGUGUGGGGGACACUACUGGGGUUUAUAUUUUUAAUUAGAUAUAUAUGGGUUUAAUAUUUUUAUUGGGUUUAUAUGGUUUUUUUUUUUAUUAUACCUACAAAUUCUGAGACUUCCACUUCUUAAUUUUUUGUGAGGCCAAAGAUGACAUUUUACUCUGCAGGGGGAAGAGCUGGGGAGAAGAAAAAAAAAGGGCUUAUGAAUUGAUCACAUGGAGGACUCUGUAUUUCCAAAGAACACUUUUUAUUGAUCCAGUUCAGUGCUAUAAAAUCUCCAAUACUGAAAACACGACCUGUCCAUUUGAAUUCAGGUGCCUUUUGCCCUCUCCUGUGGAUGGUUCUGAUGGAAACCGAGUGCUUCACAGAAAAUCGGGAUGGGCUUGGUGUCUCCAGGGGAAGGGGCAACGUGCCAGAUUAAAUGGGUGCACGAAACUGGGGGUGUUUAAUUAUUUAAUUAUGUUUUGCUCUAUGUAAAUGGGGCCGUUGAGAUCCUACAGCCUGGAAAUGCUCUAAUUCUAUUCUAAAUAAACAUUCUCUGUGAUUACA
Molecule: messenger RNA, 4408 nt
Organism: Myiozetetes cayanensis
Lineage: Eukaryota; Metazoa; Chordata; Aves; Passeriformes; Tyrannidae
Gene: IFT80
Product: intraflagellar transport 80
Exons: 18
Coding region: 83-2308 (741 amino acids)
Biological process (GO): cilium assembly
Cellular component (GO): intraciliary transport particle B; centrosome; cilium
Molecular function (GO): protein binding
Source: RefSeq, a predicted model, not a curated record